Messenger RNA from Hibiscus syriacus, 2510 nucleotides. RefSeq names its product protein FAR1-RELATED SEQUENCE 4-like. Gene Ontology annotation, molecular function: zinc ion binding. The record is from RefSeq and is a predicted model, not a curated record. Lineage: Eukaryota; Viridiplantae; Streptophyta; Magnoliopsida; Malvales; Malvaceae. Gene Ontology annotation, biological process: regulation of DNA-templated transcription. The coding region runs from base 362 to 2428 and encodes 688 amino acids. The transcript is spliced from 2 exons.
AAAAAAAAAAUGGAAACAAAGGGAUUGGGUCUGUCUAACUUAGGCCCAUUUCUGAUUCAUCCCCAAAUUCCGAAUUUCACUUUGAUUGCGAAAAUACCUUUGCUUCUCCAUUGAAGUCUGCAACAGCUCUCAAUCAACACUCUCGUCUUCUUCCUUCUUAACCCGUUCAUCUCCUCUUGUUUCAAACUCCAACUCUUAUAUCGCAAUCUCCUUUACCUUCAACCCCUCCUACAAGCCGCCCAUGCUCCUCUACUUUGCCUCUGUCUUCAAUAUCCCGACGCCGCAUUCCCAGCAGCAAUUUUAGGUUUAAGCGGACACCAGAGUUAAAAGCAGUGUAUGCAGUGUGAAUCUCAAUAAGAUAAUGGAUUCUAGCACUGGCACCAGUGAUGCGAUCUUACCUCCACACCCGGAUAUGGAAUUUGAAUCACAUGAAGCUGCUUAUUCAUACUACAAAGAAUAUGCCAAGUCUGCGGGCUUUGGCACUGCUAAAUUGAGUAGUCGCAGGUCUAGGGUGUCCAAGGAAUUUAUUGAUGCUAAAUUUACAUGCAUAAGAUAUGGAAAUAAACAACAGUCUGAUGAUGCAAUUAACCCUCGGCCUUCCCCGAAAAUUGGUUGUAAAGCGAGCAUGCAUGUGAAGAGAAGGCAGGAUGGAAAGUGGUAUGUUUAUAGUUUUGUAAAAGAGCAUAAUCAUGAACUCUUGCCGGCCCAAGCGCAUUUCUUUCGGAGCCACAGAAAUGUUGAUCCACUUAAGACUGACAUUGGAAGGAGGCGGAAAAGUCUGGCUGCAGUUUCUAAACUAUUUAGUGCCUAUCAAAAUAUUGACUUUCUGGAAGGUUAUAUGAGAAACCAGCAUGACAAGGGACGGAGUUUGGUUUUAGAAGAAGGAGAUGCUCAAGUACUCCUUGAACUUUUAAUGCAGAUGCAGGAAGAAAACCCAAAAUUUUUCUAUGCAGUUGAUUUGAAUGAAGAGCAUCGAUUGAGAAAUGUAUUUUGGGUUGAUGCCAAAGGCAUGGAAGAUUUCAGUAACUUUGGCGAUAUUGUGUCUUUUGACACUACAUACUUCACAAAUAAGUAUAAAAUACCUUUGGUACUCUUUAUUGGAGUCAACCAUCAUAUUCAACCCACAUUACUUGGUUGCGCUUUGAUUGCAGAUGAAACAGUGUAUUCUUUUCUUUGGCUGAUGCAAACAUGGUUUAUAGCAAUGGGGGAAAGGGCUCCUCAAGUGAUGCUCACAGAUCAAAACAAUGCCAUAAAAGCAGCUGUGGCUGCUGUGUUUCCUAGUACACGCCAUUGUUUCUGUUUAUGGCAUGUCUUGGAGAAACUUACUAGGCAUCUUGAAUAUCUGAGCCUAUGGCAUGAUAGUCUAGUGAUAAAACUUGAUAAAUGUAUUUAUCGGUCUUGGACUGAGGAGCAAUUUGAAAAAAGGUGGUGGAAGAUGGUAGACAAGUUUCAUCUUAGAGAGAUGCAGGGGUUUCAAUCUUUGUAUGAAGAUCGAAAGCAGUGGAUUCCAGUCUUUAUGAGGGAUGCAUCUUUUGCUGGAUUAUCUACACCUUUACGCUCAAACAGUUUGAAUUCUUCAUUUGACAAAUAUGUGCAUGGAGAAACAUCUUUGAGGGAAUUUGUAGAGCAGUAUAAAGUUAUUCUCGAGGACAGAUAUGAAGAGGAAGCCAAAGCUGAUUUUAAUGCAUGGCAUGAGACUCCUGAGCUGAAGUCUCCAUCACCUUUUGAAAAACAAAUAUCACUUGUAUACACACAUGAAGUCUUCAAGAAAUUCCAAGUUGAGGUUUUAGGAGCUGCUGCUUGUCAUCUUAAAAAGGAAAACGAAGAUCAGAUGCUCACAACAUAUAGUGUUAAGGACUUUGGAGAUAAUCAAAAUUAUAUGGUUGAAUGGAAUGAAUCUAAAUCGGAUAUAUAUUGCUCAUGCCGAUCUUUUGAAUACAAGGGCUACCUCUGUAGACAUGCUAUUGUUGUGCUCCAGAUGUCUGGUGUGUUCAACAUCCCAUCAAAAUAUAUCUUGCAACGGUGGACUAAUGCUGCCUUGAGCAGACGUCCAAUCAGUCAGAAAUUGGAUGAGGUCCAAUCUAAGGUACGCCGGUACAGUGAUUUGUGUAGACGUGCCAUAAAAUUAAGUGAAGAAGGUUCCCUUUCUCAAGAGAGCUAUAAUCUUGCUCUGUCUGCCUUAAAAGAAGCCCGGAAGCAAUGUGUAAGUGUCAAUAAUUCAGUUGGGAAUGAGGACCUACCUAACACCUCAGUGAUUCAUGCUGAUUCUGGUGUUGAAAGAGUCAGCCAAUGUGUUCAUGGGUUUGACAACAUUGACUCGGAGAUCGACAAUUCGGAUUCAAGCUCUUCUUCAGAUGAAGAGUGGGAAAAAGAGGCAAUAAAGUACAUAGUUGAGGAGCAUAAGAAGAAGAAGAUGAAAAUGAAAUAGAAGAAGUAUAAAGAUUUACCGAAGCGAUGUAGCAAACGACUCGUUGAGAAUGAAGAAAAAAUUAAAAGUUUUGGUAUAGAAA